UGUUCAAGUCCAGUGUGCGCUAAGCUGUGUUAAACUAGGUCAUAAAAUCGUGAAUCUAUUUUUAUCCAGGUUAUUUAGUUUUCAUUUGUGGAUCGAGACGGUUUUUAACAAAGAUUUUUCAUCUAUACACUGGUAUAUUUUUAGCAAUGUCAGGCCCUGAAGGACAAUGCGAAAUUUGUCAAAAACCAAGCAACCAAAAAUGUUCUCAGUGCAAAUUGGUCUACUACUGUUCGGCCGAACAUCAAAAAGAAAACUGGAAAGACCAUAAAGAAGCUUGCUUGCCAUUUGAGGUUCAAUCUAAUAAAGAGUUAGGACGCUAUUUGAUUGCCAAACGGGAUCUGGAACCUGGAGAUCUGAUUUUUAUUGAUAGUCCUUUGGUAUUCGGUCCCAGACCUUAUAAGAUACAAGAAGGACCCUUUCCUUGUGUGGGAUGUUGCAAAUUAUUAGAAGAUAAAAUAGUUCUAUGUCCAGAAUGUGGAUGGCCGGCCUGUGAUGUAGGAUGUCCAGGUCUCAAAUUAGCUCAACAGCAUGGCCUGGAGUGUCAGGUUCUGAAGUUGAUGCCUGCAAAACAAAAUCAGUCGCCUCACGAGUAUUUUAGAUAUGAUACUUUGAUUAUUUUGAGAGCUUUGUUUCUGCAAAAAACCAAUCAGAAGAAGUGGACUGCUUUAAUUAAUUUAGAAGAUCAUUUGGAGAAUAGAGGACCAAACUCUGACGUUUUUAAGUCUGUUCAAGAAAAAGUCAACUACAUCCAGCAAAAGUAUAUUGCACCACUGAAAAUGUACGAACAGCAGACUGGCCAAUCAAUACUUCCUCAAGUCUCUGCCGAUCUAAUACACAAAAUCUACGGUGCUUUAGACGUCAAUGCUACAGAAAUUACUGAGCCUGUAGAUUUAUUUGUCCUGUACCCGACAGCUAGUCUCCUAGAGCACAAUUGUCUUCCAAACACUUGCCAGAUUAUUGACAAUGAUGAUUACAAAAUUACUUUUAGAGCUGCUUUGACUAUUAAAAAAGGACAUCACAUAAGCACUACUUAUACUAAUAUACUAUGGGGAACUCAGGAAAGAAGAACCCACUUAAAAGAAAACAAGUAUUUUUCCUGUUUCUGUGACAGAUGCUCUGACCCUACAGAAUUUUCGACAUAUUUUAGUGCUCUGGUGUGUCUAGGUACUGAGGAUCAACCUUGCAAAGGUAUUCAGCUACCUACUGAACCAACAUUACCAGAUCCUGAUUGGGUCUGUAAUAAGUGCAAUAUAAAACUCCCAAAUAAAGAUGUGGUAAAUUUUGUAAGUCACCUAAGUAAAGAGGUGGAUAAGGAACUUGAAAAGAAGCCUAAGCUGGAGGAUCUGGAAGAAUUUUUAAAUAAACUGGUAAUUUUCUUGCAUCCUUCUCAUUACUUGGUUUAUUCUGUUAAGCAUUCAUUGGUGCAACAGUAUAAAAUUGACGGCGAAGUGCAAAUGUCUGAUACGUUUUUAGAGGAGAAGCUGAAGUUGUGUCAGGAUUUAAUCAAUGUUACUAAAAAAAUUGACCCAGGAUGUUCCAGGUUAGCUUUAUACUUAGCGGUUCUCUUAAAUGAAAAAUUUAUGAGCAAGUUUACAUUUUUGAAAAGAAACUUCGAUGCUGAAAAAAAAGAUUUAAAUAGAGAUGUUAUUAAAGAGAUUUUAGAAGUAAUAAAAGAAAAUAAAGCAGUGUUACGGUAUGAAACGCAAUGUGAGACAGGCAGGAAGUUGUUUCAAAUUGCUUGCUUUAACGAAGACAUAUUUAGGAAUUGGAUGAAAAGUUAUUCUGUGGAGGCAGAAUAGAUUUGUUAAUAUAUAUUUUUAAGAUUG
This is a messenger RNA of Anthonomus grandis grandis, 1826 nucleotides long. Its product is annotated as SET domain-containing protein SmydA-8-like. NCBI's taxonomy places the organism in Eukaryota, Metazoa, Arthropoda, Insecta, Coleoptera, Curculionidae. Bases 147 to 1799 code for a protein of 550 amino acids. The transcript is spliced from 7 exons. Gene Ontology annotation, molecular function: protein binding. The record is from RefSeq and is a predicted model, not a curated record.